AGUUUCGUAUUCGAGGAAACCAAAUGGUAGUCAUGCACCAGCCGGCCGUUUGCUUACUGGCCGUAGCCUGUGCCGAUAAACUAGGCUACAACUACCAUCCUGUGCCACACUCUGAGCAAGGACUUUCCUUCACGCCCGGAGCCAAGAGUACGGAUUUAUCCAUUCCAUCUACCUCUGCCGCAGCACAACCGGUUUCCGCGAACACAGAAUACCGGAAAGAGUUCUACAGCUACUCGGCGCCUGAAGAAGUGAUUGCUGGCCACCAACAAGUUGCCAGUGCAUUGAAGAAAAGUUUGCGCGUUGUCUUUAUCAAGGCACCACACAACGCGGCUGUAGAAAAUGCCGCCCUCAGCUUAGCCAAACAAGCAGCAGAUGAGAAAACCGCCAUUUAUGUGCUUACCAAACAAGCUGACAUCGGCAGCUUGACGCAACAAUUACAGAACGCACAGCCGAAAAACGUACCACAAGUGCACUUUGUCAAAUACCGUACACCACAGGAUGCCAUAAACGCUCAGCUCGCAAUUCAACACCAAUAUAAUGGUCUGCCCGGCUCAACGCGUAAUUCCAACGAAGGUAUAGCCCCAGUGCUAAAUUUUGCUUCGCGGGUGCCAGUCGCUGCAUCAGUCCCACCUGGUCCCGCCUUUCAGUACCUGCCUGCUAACCCAAUACCAUCACAUGAAUACCUGCCGCCUAGCCUGCGCCGUUUUCGACAGUAAACAUGGCUUUUGCUCAUAGCCAUUUGCCGUACUGAUAUUUUUGUUUUAAGUACUCAUUGCUAAACAGGUUAUAACUCU
Messenger RNA from Anastrepha obliqua, 794 nucleotides. RefSeq lists its product as uncharacterized. The coding region runs from base 24 to 716 and encodes 230 amino acids. The transcript has 2 exons. The record is from RefSeq and is a predicted model, not a curated record. Lineage: Eukaryota; Metazoa; Arthropoda; Insecta; Diptera; Tephritidae.